UUUUGGAGCGGUUGCAGGCACGGCGGUUCGCUCCCUAAGACUCCAGUUUGCUUCAGGAUGAGACGGCCCUGCGGCACCCUGAGCCGGGAUUAACAAGCAGGGAGCAGUUUGUCCCGUCAGCCGCUCACUGAAGCCUGUCCAGUAAAACACAAGCAACACAUAUCCCCAUGUCAGGAGUCUGAAAUGCUGAUGGAGGUCUACUACGGUAAUGGGUUGGAGCCUGACCUUUCCCAGCAGUAUCCUCCACCCUUACUGCCAAAACCGGGCAAAGACAAUGCAAGGCUUCAGAAACUCAAGAAGAAGAGAGCUAAGAAAAAAGGCAGCCUCUCACAGACGCCCAUCCCCUUCCGCUCCUGUUUGUCGCCCGUCAACGAAGCCAGCACAGAUCUCGAGCACGGUGACCAGACCAGCCCACCAAGCACACCAGAUUCAGUCUCCUUUGCAGACGUCUCAGGAUCUAGUUUCCCCUUUGGCUCUUCCUGUGAUCACUCUGCGCCUGCAUUCCCCCAUCCUCAGAGAGACACCCGUGGCCAGAACGGCAGCUUCCAGCCUCCGUCCCACACAGCUCAGAUUAGGAUCUCUGAGGGCCAGGUGGCUCCGCUGUAUGAGUGCUCCUCUUUCUUGUUUGAUGAUGUGAGCCCUUUCAUGAUGCCACCUUCGACAUCACUACCACAUCAGGUUCCAGUACUGCAUCCUCCCUCUGCUUACAGGUUAAACAUGACACCAAAUUCCCAUGGGUCAGUCACAACAGACUGUACAGUUGCCACGUCGCAGUCCAGUCCCAAAAUAUCAACUCACAAAGUGACCCUAUCCCCUGCCUCCCCCAACUGUUGCCCAGGCCCGGCACCUUCUCAAGUUGCAGAACCACCCCCUCUACCAGUGCUGCUAUCAGUUUCAAGCUCGGAGACACAACCCUUCAUUCCCAGCCAGAGGGAGAUGAACACAAAUUCAAAAAAUGAGAACCUGACAUCAUGGACUGGCAGAUCCACCAGCAAUGGGAAUUGUGCUCUUCGCCAAAUGUCCUCUGAAAUAACUGCCUCAAAAAUAUCACUUGUUGAAUCCACCCAAGCUAAAAUGUAUAAAUCAAAAGCAACAUUUUAUGAAAUUUCAAAGCCACUUUCUACCCAAGAUCUCAUGGAGAUAACCCCAGCCUACCAGGGAGUACCAUUAUCUGCUACAAACAGGGAGAAAAUGAUUGGAUCAGUGGUCAACACUAAUCAGAAACUGACCCCACCAAGGGCACGGAGUGGGAGACCUCAGACUCCCUCUUACACAUCAAUGUCAACACCUAUCUCUGAAACAUCAAAACCAAACCCACUUUUAUUUGCUGAAGGUCCUGCUCUUAUCUCCUCUGAAGAUUUCCAAGUACCUGGAAUCGUGAAAGAGGCACUGGAACAAAAAAUAGCAGCUCAGACUAGCCCCCUGAGCAACCCCCCUCCUGCCACAGAAGAAUGGAAGCAAACUAAUGCUAGUAACAUAACUACCAUCAACCAACCCAACAAUGAUAAAGAAAUAGAGAUUCCUAAUAUACGAAGGAGUACCAUAAAUCUAAGCCUGGCCAACACUGAGCUUUAUCACAGAGAAGAGAUGACUCUACCUGAUGUGACUGUUAUUAAACCUGCAACAUCAGGUAACCCAAACCCCAAAACAGACCAAGUUUCAGAAAACACGGCUUCAUCUUUGCCAAAGGUUCCAUCUUUUUUAUCUGUACCAAAGAAUUUCACCCCAGUACCAGUUUCUCCAACGCAAACACCACUAUGCCCAAGCCCGGUGAUCUCCACCUAUCGACCUCCUGUAAAUGAGGCACGCAAGUCUCUGGCAUCACUACUGGAGACUCAAAUGUCAUUAGCCACCUCAAAGCCCAAAUCACGAUCUACAUAUUAUGGGCUCACUCCAGCUGAGUAUGUUGCUUAUGGUGGAAUUAGGAAUAACCCAUCACUUCACAGCCCUGUAGCCUCCAGGACUGAUGAAACCCCUUCAGACAAAACCCAGAUACAUGAAACCCCUUCAGACAAAACCCAAUCAGAUGUAUCUGUGGAUGGAUCACAUGUCAAGACAGAAAAACAUCCCAACGGACAUGAGGAUCCAUCCUCUACGGUUCACAGUAUACAGUCCCAUCAUUCAGAGCUUCUAGCUCCAAGGAUUGUCGCAUGUAGCAAAGAUGUCGCUGAGGAAGGUCGUCCUGAAGCUCAGAGUAAUGGAACACGGUCACUUAAAACAUCUAAUGUGGACACAAUAAAACCUGAGCUACCCUUUGGCCUUACUCAGAAAACAUUGCAACAAUCCACAAGUGACGUUUCCACACCAAAAGCUUUGAACUCUGAGGCUGCAAUACCAAUACCUAAAGCAGGUGAGGUACACACACAGAGUGUGGCACAGUUAUCUAUGGAAGGAGGGCUGAAAGCAACUGAUAGCAAUAGUCUGUCAAGUCCUUCGCUGCCAUUAGGGAAGGCUUUAAAUGCAGAAGCAGUGCAUAAAGCAAAUGUUGUGGAUAUUGUUGAUAAAACUUCCUAUCUUGGUAAAACACCUUUGAAUGAUAAUAAAACAUCUUGUAGACAACCUGGGAUUACAAAUACAAAAGAACAGUCAGGAAUGGAAUUGCCUCAUGCACCAAGAGUCUAUGGUGCGAAUGUUCAACCGACUGCCAAGCAGGUUAGAAACAUAGCUAACAGUGAAAACCUGAAUGCUGGGUCAUGCCUUUCACAGAUAGAGCGCAAAAUCUCAGAUAGUCCAAUUAUAAAUGCUGGGUUCGUCUUUGGAAUCCAACAGUCCAGAAAACCAGUUUUAGAAAACCUGCUUUUUAAUAAAGUGGGUAAUGAAGCCAUCUUACACAAAGAAAAGGACAUUUUUAAGUACCCAGUUAAAGUGAGCAAUGAUAUCAUUCUCCCAAAACAGACAAACAUUGCUGCAUACUUUGACAAUAAAAAUGCUAUAACACAAUUCUCAGAAAACAUCCUUACAGGACCAAUAACAUCCACAGCAUCUGUGUUGCCACAUGAGCCUGUUACAGCAUCUGUAUGUUCUGCACUGACCAGUGACAGCUCAGUAUCUUUGUCUGGGCGAGGCACCCCAUUUAUUCAUCCACCAAGUGUAGAAACUGAAGUUUUCAGCAGUACCCAAUUUUUAGAACAAAAAAAUCAAUUGCCUCCUUUGAAUGUACUAAAUGGACCUGCUAUGUUAUCAGAUACACCUGCAGCAGAAACUAAAGUCCCACCCUUACAUGUCGCUGCAAACAAACCACCAAAUUGUUCAGAUGUUUAUUUUAAUUUAGAGACAUCCGCAUCACAUGUUCCAAUGAAAGAACCAGACAAGCUAACCACUACUAGCUCGAUAAUACCUGUUAACACACAGACUAACAUAGGAUGGAGUGGUCAAGGUAAGGUUGUCCAAGGACAGAGGUUCCAUACAAACUCUCACAGAGCAACAGGACCGAUCGUACAAGCAAUGGAAACCAAGCUUAAUGCUAAAGAUGCACAUCUAUAUCUUCCAACUGCAAAUGACAGAGUAGAACCAGCCUCAAAAAUUUCUGCAAACCAUCUUCAGUCUAUCACAGACAUAGUUUCACCAGGACAACGUGGAGAUUUAAAUGUAACUCAGUGUGGUACAGCACAAUCAAACAAACUCAGUUUGGGUAGCAGUUUAUACAAUAUUUCAAAGACUGACACCAAAGGCACUGACAAAUUGCAGAGGGAAGCUGUUGUGCCAAUAAUGGAUGACCCUGUUAAGAAUGUUAAACCACCAUGUUAUAUGAUGCAGACAAAUAAACCUUUGUUGCCAUCGAGCCCAAUCAUGAGGCAUGUCACACCAAAAAGUCCUCAGAUUAAAUUGAAGACAAAUGAGAGUCGAUCUGUAGCAAAUCUUGCGAUAAACCAAACCUCAGUUCCCAGCCCCUUUACUGGUAAACCAACUGAAAACCCUCCCGUUAUGAACAGAUCACCUGUGACACCAAGGCACCAAAUUACAACUGAAGCCAUAGUGAAUGAGAAAAUCUCUGUCAUCCCACCUGUUACAGAAAAGAAAUGUUUAUCAAGUCCACAAAUUAAAACAAAACAUUCAAUAACUUCUAUGACAGAAACAGUAGCAGCCAUCUCCAAAGGGCAUAUUGAAGCCCUUGGUAUCAGUAUUGAACAACAAACCACACAAAAAAUGAAGCAGAGUCAAAUCACUAUGACUGAAGAUAUUUCCCUAACUAAAUUGAAUUCACUUAGCUCUGACACCCCGAUGAAACAUUUUAGCUCCAUCAGUGAAGCAAAAGCAUCUCUUGAAAGUGACAUUCAUAGCAUAAACCCUGCACCCCUCUCACAUGCUACUUUAAAUAAUCACCCUCCAACCAAUGUGCAGCCUCUCAGUGAAGCUACCAAAGAUAUGAAAGCCCCACCCACCCCACCAACUAGAUCCAGACCAUGGAGUGCAUUAAGAGCUUCCCCUAUACCAGGUACUGGUAAACCAACUGAAAACCCUCCUGUUAUGAACAGAUCACCUGUGACACCAAGGCACCAAAUUACAACCGAAGCCACAGUGAAUGAGAAAAUCUCUGUCAUCCCACCUGUUACAGAAAAGAAAUGUUUAUCAAGUCCACAAAUUAAAACAAAACAUUCAAUAACAUCUAUGACAGAAACAGUAGCAGCAAUCAGUAUUGAACAACAAACCACACAAAAAAUUAAGCAGAGUCAAAUCACUAUGACUGAAGAUAAUCUCCUAACUAAAUUGAAUUCACUUAGCUCUGACACCCCGAUGAAACAUCUUAGCUCCAUCAGUGAAGCAAAAACAUCUCUUGAAAGUGACAUUCAUAGCGUAAACCCUGCACCCCUCUCACAUGCUACUUUAAAUAAUCACCCUCCAACCAAUGUGCAGCCUCUCAGUGAAGCUACCAAAGAUAUGAAAGCCCCACCCACCCCACCAACUAGAUCCAGACCAUGGAGUGCAUUAAGAGCUUCCCCUAUACCAGAUCCAAAAGCAUUUAAUAGAGCUAAACAAACUUAUACUCCAACCUUACCCCAGUCCCCUCAAACACCGGUUCCUUUUAAGCAUUUGACAGAAACAAAUCCCUCAGUGGUUACUGCAAAAGAGUUGACAAGCCCACCCUUGACGUUUCAAAACAAUAAACCUCUUAGCCCUUCUAAGCCUGCUCAGCCAACAGAGAAUAUCUCAAAGCCUGAAAUAAAACUUCCCACAUCUAAGAACACUUCAGCCCCAGAGAUAAGAGUGCAUUCCCCAAUGCAACACAUAAACACAAAUCCAACUUCAAACCCAACCCUUUCCUCACCUAGCACAGGAAGUAGUGUGACCGCCCAUCAAACUGAUCCAGUUUUAAUCCGUAAACCAAUAUUAAAAGCAGAACUUCCCAAUAAUCAGAUAGAACAAACACCUUCCUCAGCCAGUGUAGAAAUGAAAGACUUUGUUGUAGAAACAGAAUCCUCAAAGCCUCCCACCAGUCCAAUCCAGGUUAGCUUGAAUAAUGUUCAGCCUUCGACAGAGCAAGCAAUAAGGAACGUGUCCCCUGCAAAUCCAGCUACAGAUACUGUGAUGAAACCACCCAUAGUUAAAGUCGCUGUGAUUGACUCUGCCACUCCUGCCUCUCUGCCUCAGGCCUCAGUCUCAGUCAAAGCUCCAUCUCCAAACGGAGGAACAUCACCGCCAUCUCAGCAAAAAACUGGAUUCAAAGGCAAGGACGUUCUGAAGACGACAACCUCAGCGAGACGGACGGAAAUUCCUGCAGUCACACCCUCCACGAAGUUAGUGACAUCGGCUGCAUCUUCAGUGACUGAUAAGACUUCUAUCACGGCAGAGACAACACCACCCACUGAGGCAAAGGCAGCCCAGAAGCCAAAGGGGCUAAAGGCAAAACUCAGUGGGUGGACACGUCUGAAAAAGCACAUGGUCGUUGAGCCAGAGGAACCUAAUUUCCCAGAGGCCAAAGAUAAGGUCAAUUCCAGUGGCAGUGAUGACAUAACAGAUCGUGUCGGUGACACGUCUGCCAAAGACCAACCUGUCAAUCAAGAAGUCAUUAAAAACAUAGAAGGCCCCAAGGGACUGAAGAUGUGGGAUGCACUCCUCUUUCAAAUGUUCUCUACCAAAGAGAAGAUCAUGUUCCAGAUCAAUGAAAACAAGAAAGAAUCAGAAAACAAAAAGUCCCCCCAAGACCAUAAGGCAGAACCUCCUUCUUUUGUCAGUCGCUUACCACUUCUACUGUACAGCCCUCGGUUUGAUGCCAGGAAGUUGAAAGAAGCAGCGGAGAAGCCGCUCAACAAAAUAGCAGCAGCGUUUGGAAUGGGACUGAUUAAACGCAAAUGUCACGAAGAUGAACGGAAGGAUUUCAACAGAACAGCUAAAGCCUUUGGUCCUUCAAAAACUACUGAUGGAACUGAUGGGCCUCGUGGAUGAUUGGUGAUUUAGUUUAUUUAUUUAUCUAAUUUGUGAUUUUCCACAAUCUAACGGGGUUCAGUGGGCAAGAGUGAAGGAGAAAUAGAAAAUAAUAGGAGCUGAAUUUGGUAAAAAGGUUAUAUCAAGAUAUUUGAAAGUAUACGUAAUUAUUGAAAAAUAACAAAAUUGAGACCACUACAAGGAAGCAGAUUAUUCUUAAAGGUAUAUUAUUCUUUAGUAAAUAAUCACAAUGCUUAUUAAUGGACCCUCAGUAUGGUAUUUCAAUUUGAAAUGUCACAAAGGAACUUUUGAAAUGUUUUAGCUCAGAGGCUCCCCCCAGAGGCGUGGAGGCUAAGUUGCUUUAACAGGCCAAGAUUUCCUCUUUGUUCAUCUCGUACACAGUCACAAUUGUGUUUUCUCAGUGAGUGUCUUAGUCACCCCUGCCAGGAUGUAUCUCUGUGAGCUGGUUUCAUCAUUAGUGAUGUGUGAUGGAGUUCUGUUAAACCAUACGUUGUUGUUGCACGAGAUAGAGAUGGGAAUCGAAAGUUACUUUGGGUGAUUUGAGACAGGAGACUGAAACCUAGACGGGGCGUCCUUAAAUAAUUCAAAGUCCAUUAAAAUAAACUGAAGAUUUAUAUAUUUGCAUAAGAAAUUUUAGGUCUCACGUUUUUUAGUUAUACCACUUAAAAUUCAAAAUUCAUAUUAUUUUUAUUAGUAUUAUUGUAUUUUAAAUACAAGGGUGCUAUUUUAUUCACUUUUAAUAUGAUUCAAUCAGAUACUGGAAAAAGAGAACAAAAAAGAACGAAAGGAAGAUCGCUUACUCUGCAGCUGUACUUAGAUUACGUAGAUUUGUGUUCUGUAAUUUGAAAAAUGAAAGUUUUGUGUAGAAUGCAUGUAAAGCACAUUUUUUUUUAAAAUUUUCUAAACAAAGUAAGGCUUUACUGUACACCGCUGGCAGGCAGAUUUUAAUCUCUGUAAUAAAUAGGGCUUUAACAUUCCUGGAUCAACAGAGCAGAUGGAUUUUAACAGAAAGUGAACAGAUUUGACUGAAAGGUAGACGUCUGGAAUAAAUUGUGAUUUUAGAAAGUCAGGUGUGCAUGGAAAAAUGGUGCCAUUUGGUCCAACCAGGAAUCCAUAGCCACAGAGAAUGGAAGGAUGUAGGCCUGACCGGUACGGAACAAAGACAUGUUUAUAAAUGUGAACUACGGGUGUGAGGCUUAGAGCCAUGCUAGAAACUGUACAAUCUGACCAAUCUCAGGUUUUGAGGAUGGGCAUUCAGGUUUGAAGAAUGUACAGACUGUGAUAGAAUUCGAACAGAUUUAAUCUAGAUAUCUUCUUCCGAGUUAACGCCAUGAAGCUGGCAUUUUUGGUUUUGGGUGAAGCAUCUUAACCACCUCUGUGCAAACGAGAACUAAUCCUGCAAAUGUUUGAAUUUACUUUGGCAACGCUUUAAUAACUAAACACCUGCUAAUAUACAGUUAUACGGCAUGUCAUUAAUUCAGCCUCAGACAUACAGUGUCAUAUUGUGAAUAACAGUAGGCUAACACUUUUGCAUACUAGCUUUGUGUAGCUAAAGCUAGCUUACUGUCCCACCAAAAGUAAUAUGGAAGGGGAGAUAAUAACAAUGAAACAAUUUUCUUUUGUAUUUGAGAGCAUUUAUUGGGCGUCUGAAGUGAUAAGGAACUAACGAUGGUAAACGUAACAUAACGCUCUCCUUAUUUGGGGCCAUUUAAGCUUGGAAACGUGACAUAUGAGGCUGACUGAUUGAGUGUUCAACACACGUUUGGAUUGCUGAUUUAAGAUUGCGACAAGGAUGUAGAGCAGAGAUGUAGGUAAUGAAGAUGAUGAUGGGGAAAAGAGCUGGAGGGAAGAAAUGGAGUGAGGAUGGAUUUGCGAUCAUUCACAUGUUUGCUGCUGCAGCGGCAGACAUUGGCGUGUUGUUGUGAUCGAUCUUUUUUUUCGUAAACUGAGAUCUUAAGAUGGCCUUCAUGUUGUAUAGUUUCUUUGAUGGUAAACGGAACACAGCCCCAUUUAUUACACUGAUGCUUAACAUGUAUUUGUUCAUUGUGUGAUUUUUAACAAUUCAUAAAAUGCUGUAAAUCUUGUGUUAUUUUUCUUUUUUUUCUUCUUUAAAUUUCACUAAUAGGAAGUCCUAUAGUUAUAAAAGACAACUAAUUACAUCUACCCAGUCUUUGUUCUUGUUAAUUUAUAUUUUUAUGUUUCCUUUACAUUACAAUGUGUGUGCUGCCUGGCUCUGAACUGUCACAAAUUUCCUGUAGAAACAAGGACAUUUUAUCCCCAAUUAAAGACUAUUUUGAAUUUUUAAAGGAAUGUUCCUGAGUUAAACCAACACUAGGUCUAGUACCCAAUGUUAAUGAGUGUAAACGUUCAUUAGGAGGACCAAACUAUGUGAAUUGAAGCACUUUUACAGGCCAAAUAACCACAAACCGUCAUAUACUAUAAAAGUUUAAAAUAAAAAGCUACAAAGUAAAAAAAAAAAAAAGUCCUGGAGACCUGUAGAAAACCCAGGGCAUGCUGGAGGGACUAUGUUUGUUCAUUGACCUGGUAACGCUUCGGAAUACUAGAAACUAGAUGAGCUGAAACAAAAGGGCCGGGUAGAGGGAAGUCUGGGCUUCCCUACUUAGCCUGCUGCCCCCUUGGAUAAGCAGUAUAAGAUGGAUGGAUG
This is a messenger RNA of Cololabis saira (Pacific saury), 9049 nucleotides long. RefSeq names its product mucin-2-like. The record is from RefSeq and is a predicted model, not a curated record. Lineage: Eukaryota; Metazoa; Chordata; Actinopteri; Beloniformes; Belonidae. Bases 184 to 6384 code for a protein of 2066 amino acids. The transcript is spliced from 3 exons.